This is a messenger RNA of Glycine soja, 2019 nucleotides long. Its product is annotated as AP2-like ethylene-responsive transcription factor TOE3. Gene Ontology annotation, biological process: regulation of DNA-templated transcription. Gene Ontology annotation, molecular function: DNA binding; DNA-binding transcription factor activity. Bases 461 to 1702 code for a protein of 413 amino acids. The transcript has 8 exons. The record is from RefSeq and is a predicted model, not a curated record. Lineage: Eukaryota; Viridiplantae; Streptophyta; Magnoliopsida; Fabales; Fabaceae.
CAUGAUGAUAUUGAUAUUAUGUCUCCUUUGUCCUUACCCCUCUAUCCAAAGAUAAAGGGCAUGUGUGUGUAUCAGUCCAAACAGUUAACACUUCACAAUAUCUUUGCUUUUGAGGCCAAUCACAUCUCUGUGUCAGUCUCAACCAUGCUCUUGUUUGUGCCUUAUUCCCUCUGAUUCUGGAAGAAGCUCCUGUUCUUUCUUAUCUUUCUCCACUGUUUUCUCCCUGAUCUUCCUCUACCUUAAUUUCAGUCUAUUUGUUUUUCUGACAGAUACUCUUUUACCCUCACCAACUCAUUCUUCUAUCUUCCUCUGCUAUGCUCAACCUUUAAAAGUCCUUUUUCCCUCUCUCUCUCUCUCCUAGUUUGAGUUUCAUUGUACUUUGACUUCACUGCAGAAGGAAGUACAUGAUACUCUUCCAAAAGGGUAAGCUGAUUAAAUUAGAAGAGAGCUUUCCCAGGACAUGGCUAUGUUUGAUCUCAAUGUGGACAUCAACCAUGGUGAUGCUGAUGCUGAUUCAAGCUGUGAUCAAAAGGGAUUGCAGCUGCAAAGUUUCCCACCUGAAAUCUCAGCUUCAAGAACCGCCAACUCCUCUGUGUGGAAUCCUGCAGAGGAUGAUUCCUCAAACAAUUCCUCUCCCUUGAUUUUUGACAUACUGAAGAAAGAGAGGGAUAAGUCAGAGUUUGAUGCUGCCACUGAAAGGGUCAAUAAGGAGGCAGAGAUAGUGACAAGGACCCUUUUCCCUGUGACUGCUGCUGCUGCUGCUGAUAAUGGAGCUAGAGUGCCUGAUUUCAAAUUGGGGCUGUGGGGGAAGACUCAAUGCUUGAACUUGUGCUUACCAGAGCCUGAUGGACAAAAUGGACUCAGAACCUUACAGCAGAAGCUACCUCAUGUGAGGAAAAAUAGGAGAGGACCAAGGUCUCGCAGCUCGCAGUACCGGGGUGUCACCUUCUACCGCAGGACUGGUAGAUGGGAGUCUCAUAUUUGGGAUUGUGGGAAGCAGGUCUAUUUGGGUGGAUUUGACACUGCUCAAGCUGCUGCAAGAGCAUAUGAUAGGGCUGCAAUAAAGUUUCGUGGAGUAGAGGCUGAUAUAAACUUUAGUUUAAGUGAUUAUGAGGAGGAUUUGAAGCAGAUGAGAGGUUUGAGUAAGGAAGAGUUUGUGCUCUUACUUCGUCGACAAAUCAAUGGAAGCUCGAGAAGUUCAACAUACAAAGGUGCAUUAGCCCUUCGCAAAGAUGCUCAAGGAGAACCACGAAGGGCACCAUUUAUUGGCAAGACAUUUUAUCCCAACUCAUCCAUCAAGUGUGAUGAUGGAAAAGUGGACGCAAGUUUUAAGCCCUGUUCCUAUAAGGGAGAAAUAAUUGCGAAUUCGAGCAUGGCAGGCACUAGCCAUAAUCUUGAUUUGAGCCUAGGAAUUUCUCCAUCUUCUAAAAGAUUGAAGAAUGACUAUAGUGGAGGGUAUUCCUUUGGAUGUAUGGCUUCAUUGGCUUGUAAGAUACCCAAGGAAAGAGGAACAAUGGAGAAGGCCAUGGUGGACAGAAUAAGAAAUGUUCCUUUGCAAAAAAUUUCCAACUUGGCUUGGCAACUUUGCAGCAAUGGUAGUAGCAUUGUCCCAAGGCCAUUGCAACCAAAUGCAGCAUCAUCAGGAUUCGUCUCUUCUUCUAGCUGUCUCAUCACCGACACUUCCAAUCAACACAAAUAUUAAUUAUGCCAACAAUUUGGCAUUAAUUGGCUCAACCACAGUACUACUCAUCAUUAAACCCCUAAAAGGUUGUACGGCCAGAGUAGUUGAAAGUUGAAACCACUAGAAACAAAGCAUCUUUAAUUACUCUGCUUUUUGGAUUAUUGGAUGAGCAACGUGCUUCAUAACCACAUAUAUCUAUACUAUAAUAUUCUAUUGAUACCAUCAAGCAUGAUUGUAUGUAAUAAUAUUGCCUAGCAUUUAAUACAAAGGCUAUCGGAUAACUUCUGUAUUCAUUAUUGUGAUGUAGAACACAAUAUUACCGAGACCUAUUAAAGAGA